AUUAAUUAUUCAAGUAAUUCUCUCUAUUUAAUGUCGUUGUAGAAACGAAAUUUUCGAGAUUUUGUUUAGACAAUCGAUUUAGAGAAUAACAAAACGAAAAAAAAGUUAAAUGGCAAAUUUUAUGCAAGAUUCCGUGGUUAAAUAUGCCUGUUCGUGCGGUAUAUUAAAUCCUAUUAGUAGAUUAUUCUUUUGUCGCCACUGUCCUAAUCUAAGGUGUGGUUUUUGUGUAUGUCACGAGGUAGAUUCACAUUUUUGCUCAAAUUGCCUGGAAAACAUACCCUCUUCAGAGGUGAGGCAUAAGAAGAAUUGUUGCGCUAGUUGUUUUGAUUGCCCAUGCUGUCAAAAUACCCUCUCACCGAGAGCUACUAGUGUUAUCGUACCAAAGAAACUGGAGGAAGGCGAUAGCGAUAGUGCAAAAGGAGAGUCGUCGAAAGUGAUUACUAAGAAAAUGUACUAUUUAUCUUGUUUAGCUUGUCGUUGGACUUCACGUGAUGUGGGCAUACCCGAUCAAGUAGUAGCAACUGGGGCGUGGCCUGAAAAUGAAUGCGCUUAUCAGACCAGAUUUAAUGCUCUGUCUGAAUACUAUCAAGCUGUCGUACAGCAAGAUAAACAAGAAAAACAGGAAUAUUUGAGACGCAAAGCUCCCAGGUCGCAUAAAUUUCCAAGUUUAACUGAUCGCACCGGCCUGACAGUGUCUAUUAUACGUCGACAAAUGGGCUGGUCCGAUAAAAAUACACAAAAAGCCAAACCUGUUAAUAUAGCAGCAUCGAAACAAUAUGAUGAUGUAGGUGAAUUAUCUGAUGCAAUUUUUACGGAAAAUAUUAACUUGCAUAACAUUACUAGUAUAAAGCAACGUCAUAAUCAGCCAUCAGAGCAGCCAUUUGACAUUAGUAAAUUAUAUCCGCAACGCCGUUGUAUGUGGAUUAAACGUUCUUUACGUUGCCGUCAGUGUGAACACAAUGUUAUUAAACCAGAAUACCAUCCCACAUCGAUUAAAUAUCGCAUACAAUUGUUUGCCAGUUAUCAUGUUCCUGAUGUCCUUUUAGUUAAAUGUGAGCAAAUUUUGCAACCGGGACAAUUGAAUGCAGUUAUAUUAAAGUUAAGCAAUCCUACCAUGCAUGACAUGGUUAUUAAAAUAGUCGACUUGCCCUCACUGGCGGAUAACCAAUCAAGCAAAGUGACUGAAGAUUUUAAACGGCUUUGCAGUAUUAAAGAUACUUCACUCUCAGCUAGUAAUGCUAUGGAUUCAUUAAAAUCUUUAACAGGUUCGUCUAGUUUAACUGGUCCUUCGAGUCUUAGCGGCACCUCUUUAAUUCGUCACUCGUUUAUCUAUGAAGAGCCGCGUGCCGUUAAACAAGUUGUGAACAGUAAAUUGUUACCUCUUGAUAAAGCCUUUACGUUAAAUUUACGUGAUGACUCUAAAGAAUUUGAUGAAGAAACACAAACGCAAACGGAGGAACCUAAGUUCAUUGUUUGGCGUAAGGCGAAUAAAGUCCUAUUGCGCUUGAAUUUUAUACCUCACUCGGAUUUAAAGGAUUUCGAUGAGGUCUAUUUAGGCUUUAACAUGUUAUAUACAUAUGUUAACACAGUUACAAUUACUCCAGAUAAAAAGGAACCGACAACUCACGAUCUAAACUGCCGAGUUUAUAUCAAAGUCGGCCAAAUUUCAAAAUGAUUUCUAUACUUAAUCAAUAUCUAAUCAACGACG
Glossina fuscipes is the source of this 1708-nucleotide messenger RNA. RefSeq names its product dynactin subunit 4 (gene DCTN4-p62). Gene Ontology annotation, cellular component: dynactin complex. The record is from RefSeq and is a predicted model, not a curated record. NCBI's taxonomy places the organism in Eukaryota, Metazoa, Arthropoda, Insecta, Diptera, Glossinidae. The coding region runs from base 110 to 1675 and encodes 521 amino acids. The transcript is spliced from 6 exons.